AUGGUAACAAUCACAAAUUUGAUUCCAUUUCAUGGAAUACUCAUUGAAACGACGGUGACCAAUGAAGUUUGCAUUGCGAAGAGCUGGAUACUCCACGUACUAUCAGAAAACCAAGAAGAUCCACCGGUGAUCAUCUCUCUGAACUCCAAGACAAACCCUCAAGAUGGUGCAAAGGCCGCUACCGUUCAGUUAUGCAUCAAAAACAAAUGUCUCAUACUCCAACUCCUUCAUGUGAACCAAAACACCAACCUCGAAGAAUGUUUUGGUGAUCUAUUUCGCGAUGAGAAAUUUGUUUUUGUGGGUAUAGGUAUUGCGGAAACGGCCAAGAAGCUCAACGGUCUAGUCACGCUUGUUAAGAAAGUUGAUGUUCGUGACCUGGUAAAGGUUAAUUAUCCUAUUAGUUAUGGUGUGAGAUCAAGGCUUAGCUUGAAGGCAAUGGCUAGUGAGUUGUUGGGUUUUGGUUCGUGGAAACCGAAAAGGCAGAUCUGUCCGAGAGAUUUGGCUAGGAGAGUUCUUGAUGAAGAGGUGAUUAAGUUUUUGUCCAUUGAUGCUUAUGUGUCUUAUGAACUUGGGUUUAAGAUGCUUACACAAUAA
Molecule: messenger RNA, 594 nt
Organism: Brassica rapa (field mustard)
Lineage: Eukaryota; Viridiplantae; Streptophyta; Magnoliopsida; Brassicales; Brassicaceae
Cellular component (GO): cytoplasm; nucleus
Molecular function (GO): nucleic acid binding; 3'-5' exonuclease activity
Source: RefSeq, a predicted model, not a curated record